CAGUGAACCACUCUUGCUGACAGUGCACAGGAUGUCACUGGGCAACACUGGAGCGAGGCGAUACUUCUUGCCACUACUGCUUGUGUGCUGCUGGAAGGUGUCGGCUUCGGGAUUUACUGAUUACGAUGACUAUAGCUCCAAUGGAACCGAUGAGAAUCAACCCGUGCAAUACAGGGGCCUGUGCCCUCGCACCAUCCCAGCGCAGAUGGUCACUGAAAACAACAGUACUUUCCUGCGUAUCUCGAAAGAUUCGCGUGGUUUGCUUGCUGGCACGCUCACCGUCGUCGUCCUCCCAUCUUUUUACACCCUUAUCUUCCUCAUUGGACUCCCUGCCAAUGCUCUGGCCCUCUGGGUGCUCGCCACACGGGUGGAGAAACUGCCCUCCACUAUAUUCCUGAUAAAUUUAGCAACUGCUGAUCUCUUAUUAUGCCUGCUGCUUCCUCUGAAGAUCUCUUACUACUUCCUGGGCAACCACUGGCCCUUUGGAGAGGCUAUGUGCCGCUUUACCACUACAGCCUUCUACGGCAACAUGUACUGCUCCAUUAUUUUGCUUGCCUGCAUCAGCAUGGACCGCUACCUUGCUGUAGCCCACCCGUUCUUCGCCCGCUCCUUCCGCAGCUCUGCCUUCGCCAUCGGCACCUGUGCUGUAGUUUGGGUGGUGGCUGUCCUCUUCACCCUGCCUCUGACUCUCUUCCGCCAGUCCUUCCCUCUCUAUAGGACCAAGCAGACUCUAUGUCACGAUGCCCUGCCAUGGAAGGAGGAAGUUGAAUAUUACUACUAUUACUUCAUUAUCCUCGUUGCCUGUGGCUUCCUGACUCCUCUCCUCAUCAUGGUGUUCAGCUGUGGGGUUACACUCCGGGUCUUGUUGGGCAGCGGUGAAAAGUAUGCUUUGGCUGCCAAGUUGACAGCCAUCAUGCUUAUCUCAGUCGUGACCUUUUAUAGCCCAAGCCAUAUCCUGUUGCUCCUCCACUACUCUGACUCCUGCGAGAGUGAUGGGACGGUCUACGUGGCCUACAUGGCCAGCCUAGCCUUGAGCACCUGCAAUAGCUGCGUCGACCCCUUCAUUUACUAUUAUGUCUCGGAAGAAUUCAGGUCAAAUGUGAGGAGGAGACUCUUUGGCCACCGGAAGGAUUCUGCAGUGUCUGGGAAGACCUUAAAAGAAACGCUGCCCUCAAAAAACUUCCAUCCCUCCCAGUCUCUGGGGUGAAGGAGAGACUCUCUUCGCUGUACUGGGAAGGAAAGGAAAACAGAAAAGGGGCUGGCUGGAGUUUUUCAUGGUCUUACCAAGAUUUUUUUUUUUUAGGAAGCAGCUAACGGUCAGUUUCUUGGAGUUCUUAAAACAAUAUAGCUGGAUAAAACCUGCCCAAUCUCAGCUCCAUUCCAACUUCCAAGAAGCCUAAUUAUAUUACUCAUUAAUUAUAAAGUCUUGCGUAGCAGAUAGUUCUUCCCCUUAUUUUGUGGCUUAACUGUAUGGCUGUGGGAAAGUCUGAGGACGUCUCUAAUAAAUGGAUACCAAGAAAACUUCCAAAAA
This is a messenger RNA of Protobothrops mucrosquamatus (brown spotted pit viper), 1531 nucleotides long. RefSeq names its product F2R like thrombin or trypsin receptor 3 (gene F2RL3). The coding region runs from base 32 to 1207 and encodes 391 amino acids. Gene Ontology annotation, biological process: blood coagulation; positive regulation of Rho protein signal transduction; thrombin-activated receptor signaling pathway. NCBI's taxonomy places the organism in Eukaryota, Metazoa, Chordata, Lepidosauria, Squamata, Viperidae. The record is from RefSeq and is a predicted model, not a curated record. The transcript has 2 exons. Gene Ontology annotation, molecular function: thrombin-activated receptor activity. Gene Ontology annotation, cellular component: membrane.